AUGGUGGAGAUCCUUUCUGCUCGUCCGCCUACACCCCCAAGGACAGCUUCACGCAUUGUGAUUGAAAACACCGAGUCACCACUAGCCGUUCAAACACCCAAGGAGUCACCAUUUUCUACGCUGGGGCCGGGCGAAGCUGGUACGUCCAGCCGCAGUUCGAAGAAAGUAAACUUCUCGCCAUGGCCCAAGUACAUCAAACCGCCAACCUUUGCUAGUGCCAUGAGAUCAGCCCCCGACUUCAAGACUAUCCCUCCGUCCCCAAACUCCAAGCCUACGAAGUCGAUUCUAAAAGCAACCCAGUCACCGAUUCCCGUUUGGUCACCCAAUGUCGAUACUUUUACCACAGAAUCGCUCGCCAUGCUGCUCGAAUCGGUCAUUCAACAACUGGCAGGCGAGUCGAUGAGCUCCCGACUCGAUGCCUACAUGCAAUUUUUUGGCGCGCUUCGCACGUACUAUGGGAUUCCAGCAGGCCAAAAGAUUGCCGAAAAACUAAGUCUCAUCACCGAAUUUAUCCAGCGAGAUGUGAAUCGGGAUCUUGCGAACGGCUCCCCUCUCGACACAAACCUUGCCAAUCAGGCUCUGAAAUUGUCAGCUGCAUUUGUUUGGCAUCCGGAGAUUUCGACACAGAUUUCGGAGGAAUUCAAAAUCUUUCUGGUCGACCACUCCAUCACUUGUCUCUAUGAGGCCAAGGCCCCAAAGUCUGUUUUGACGCACUAUAUGACUAUAUUGUCCACACAAAAUUUUGGCCCCAAGAUCAUGACCGGCGCUCGUGUGGCCCGUCUUUUGACGGUACUACAAGAGGUAGCCAAGAGCAUCAGUGGCAACGCAAUUGUUUCCCAUCGGUUGAACAUCUACCAGCGGCUGCUGGGCCAAGCCAAGACUGCUUUCAUCUCCCAGUCAAGUCUGUGGAUCGAACACUUGAUAUUCGGCCUGCUUCAUCAUAUGAAGGAUACCAGGUCAAAAGCGAUUGCACUUGGCUUCCAGGUGGCCAUAGAAGCCGGUCCCAAUCCUGCACUAUCGAAAAACAUCCGGGAUCUCUUCGACCGGCCAUUAGAGCACGAUCGAAAGCUUGUAUCAGAAGUUCGUGAGCGCAUGACUCGAAUGAUGGCGACGGUGGAUAGCGGGGAGCAUGUGCCUCAGAUUUGGAGCAUCAUCAUCCUUCUUCUCCGGGGCAAAAGAUGCAAACUGGAGGAUUGGGAUCAUUUUAAGGAAUGGGUUCUUGUUGUCCAAAAGUGCUUCAAUUGCAGCGAACCAGUCAUCAAAUCGCAGGCUAUCCUUGGAUGGAAUCGAUUUGUCUUCGCUGUCAGCCCCAACGAAUCGACGAGCCGAUAUAUUCUAACCAUGCUGGGCAAACCGGUACUCUCUCAAUUCGAUCGCAAGAGGACCGACAAAUCAGGGUCACCGCCCACUCAACUUGCUCUGACCAGCUACUACAAUCUGCUAUACUACACUUUCCGCCCUUCGGCGUCUUAUCAGUACCUGGAUAUUAUAUGGGAGGAAUACGUGGCCAUUCCGUCUUCCGGCAUAUUUUCAACGGUCCCAGUUCUCAGCAACUGUCUUUCGCGCAUAUUGGCAAACCUGUUGUGGAGCACGCAGGUCAAGAUAUGGAUAGAGAAUCGAAUUCAUGACGCCACCAAAAUGGAAGCAGAAGAACUUCCUGCAGCUGACAGCAGAUGGGUUCGAUCAAGAAUUGCCUCAAUUCUGAAAGUUUUUGAGCAUAUACUCAAAGCCUCAGUUUGGAUCGAUGAUGCAGUUAGCCAAUCUCACGUGGCACUGGCCUGGAACAGUUUGUCCAAUGCUCUAUCGCUUGCAUCCAGUAAAGAGAUUACUCCUUCAGGGGAAUCGACGCAAGCUGUUGCUAGCGUUUGGAGUCUACUGCAACGCCUUUGGACUGCAGGGCCGCCCUCAUUGAACGCCGAAACCACAGACAUUUUCUUCGAAAGAUUCAGAUUCUUGUCUACAACUAUGAUUGUUUCUAUUGGGGGCAUUCCGUUUACUGAAAAGCUUCUCCUGCGAAAUGCAAAUGAAACCGACAACGUUUCCACACAUUUACCUCCAAAUACGACCCAAGAAAGUGCUAUUCUUCAUCUCCUUCGAAUUAUAAGCAGCACUGCAGGGACAAUAGCGCCGAGCCAAUUUUACACACACCUCGUCUUAGGUAAUAUUGAAGCAGCAUGCAAUGGCAGGUUCUCCCGAGGAUCUCGCAUCGAACUCCUCCAGCAAUGUGCAGAACUGAGUACCACGAAGACCAGUGCUAUAUCACGUGCAGUUCAGCUGUCAGAGGUAAUUUGGAAUGCCACUGCCCAAGCGGCCGCAGAUGCUUUGCAGUCGUUCCCUAUGGAAUCUGCUCGUGAGCGCGACGGCUCUGUAUCUCGUGACUACGAAAAUGUCAUCAAGAUUCUCUCAUUCGGACUUUUUUUCCCGUCAGCAUUUCAAGCGUGGUCUCAUUUGCUAGAGACCUUUGUUCGCGUGGUUCGAACAGAGAAAGGGAAUCAAGCGGUUACCACCAUGAUUGUAGAUCCUAUGGCCGAACGCCUUAUGCAUCUUUCCGCUGGAGAUACCUAUUUACCUUCAACUUCACUGCUUGGCCAUUCCUUAUCUAUUCCUUUCAUGCAAGGAACCGGGCUAGGAAUCGAUCGCAGCGGCAUCCAGGCAGCUGGACAUGCCAUCUAUCCUCAUAAACUCCUCGCGUCAAUUGCCCAGACAUUACAUGGUGCAUACGACAAUUUCAACUCAUCACAAUCCCACGGUCUUCCGGACUUCAUAGAGGCAUUGACGUCUUUUCUUGGGACCGGUGUUCCGCAGUUCCAAUGCCAAAUUCUUCAAUGUCUCCAGUCAUCACUCGGUCUUUGGCUGAAGGACGAGUCUCACAAAAUUCAUGUUGACCACGGCGUUGACAGUAGAACCUUGACAGCUUGCCGUGCGCUCUCGUCAGCUACUAUCAAUGUUCUGCAAACAUCAGUUUCCCAUGAUCUGCCUUCUUUGAAAAAUUUUGCGCCUAUUCUUUGCGCUGGUUUAGAGUCUUCACACGUCUCAACGGCCAAGAGAUAUGUUGAACUUUGGGGUUCGACCUUUGGUUUACAAUCUUUUGUCCCCCCAGCCGCAAUUUUGCAAGCUGUGCAAAGUGCGGAGUCCAGAGCCCAAACCGCAGCCUUACCUCCGCAAGACGGUGAUCAGGAUACUGAAAUGUUAUCUCCGCUAUCUCCCCAAGACAAAGUGAAUCGGUCAUUGCAUCAGCCGUCUCAGGACACACAGCUUUCUUCCCCCGUCAUACGAACCGAAGACUCGUCCGUGGUCCUGAAGGCAACUGAACAGUUCCAUGAACCUCAGUUGCCGAGUAACCUACAGAACCCCAUGGAUGCGCGUAUUGUUGAUGAAAUUUCAGUAUCUCACAAGCGGAAAAGUCAUCGUGAAAUAUUUUCGAUGAUUGAAUCCAUUCAAUCCUCGUCGCCGGCUAGUGCUUCACGGAAAUUGGGCUUUGAUACCCCUCCCCAUCUGCGCAAAAUACAUGGAGAAUCACUGACUGAACUUCCUCUAACGCCCACCCUCGCCCCUACCGAGAAUGAAGAAGGAUUCAUCGGCUCGUCUCCCACCCCUGGGACCAGAGACCCUACCCCUGCUAUGAACUCUGGUGCACUCAUAUCGAGCCACCUGGCUUCGGAUGUAAGUAUAGACCCUCCAUCAUCUCCUCCUGAGAUGCAAUCUCGGAGUCCGAGCCCUCAGAAAAGCCGCUCAAAAAGCGCACGGCGAAGGGCUGCAAAAGCAAGAAAGGCUCUUGUUAGUGCCUCUGGCAAACAAUCGACAGUCAACAGCCCGGCUACUUCCCAUCUCGCGACGGAGGACAUGGACAAGCCUAUUGGCGAUGCCCAUGACUAUAGCAACGAAAACUCUGAUAAAACACCUCGAGCGAAUGGAAUAACUCCCAGCCGGCGACUUCGAUCUGGGCUAGGUAAAGAUUCGGACACAGCAGAACCGUCAAUUGUCCCAUUGCUUGACUCUGAUAAGACACCUGUGCAACAACCCAGUCGCAGGAUAAAAUCAAGCUCGAGCUCUAAGAAGAAACGGAAGCAAGCUCAGUCUACACCUGCCGAUAAUCAAUCUCAGCAAGCCUCAUACAUGCCUUCCAGUGUCCUUCCAGACAGUGUUAUGGACUCGAGUGAGGAGACAGAGACACAAAUCGCAUCCCAGCUUGGACAGGACUUGGAACUAGCAGUUGAUCUGGACGAUAGGGAUCAUCUGAAGCAUGCAAAACAUCCCGAUGAACCAUCCAUGAAAAAGCGAAAGCGGGAUCAAGAGGAAUCUCCAUUAUCUGUGAGAACCGACAGGCGCCGGUCGAUGCGGCUGUCCACGGUUAAAGACGCGGUUAACGCCGAGUCAAUGCAGCCCGAAUAUUCACACUCGCAGGAUGCCACAUCUCGGCCGGUCUCUCUGUCUAAAUCACUAUCGCCAACUGCGACUCGCCGAUCCACACGCAGUUCACAACGAAAAGAUUACGAUAGUGCCCUUGCGGACUCAAUCCCUCGAACUCAAGACUCCGUUGCACGGGAGUCAACUCAAGAUGCGGAGACUCCGCGGCCAUCCAAAAGGUCUCGUAAAUCCAUUCGUCUUAAGGAGCAGUCUGUUUCUACCGCCUUAGAUAGCACUCCUCAAAGCGUCCCUCGAGAUACCCGCUCCUGCAAAACACGGUCUCAGCAACAUGCAUCUGAGGUGUCUCAACAUCAACCUUCUGGCAUUCCAUCGGAGGAACAUGGCGAUACUGACCACUUGCCACCCCAAGUUGGUCUAGGCAUGGUCCCCGAAAGCCUCACUACAGAAGACCAAGCUGAGCAGAACGCCUCUCUUGUUUCUGUCGAAGAGGCAACUGCUACGCAAGGCACCGAAAUGGAGCAGGCCACCGAGCCUGCUGUAAAACCUGACAUCGACACGGAUUCAGUACAGCAACCUGGUGGGAUGGUCGAGCAAACUACAAGUGUUGCCACCAUGGGUACCCAAACCCAAGAGACAUUCCCCGAACCCAAGUUGAACAUCAACGAAAAGGACAUUGCCCAGUCCUUGAAGAACCUCUUGAGUGAAAUUAAAACGACGACUUUGUCCCCAAGCGUUUUUCGCGAGGUUGAUGAUUAUCUUUUCAAACUCCGUUGCGAAGCACAAGAUGCAUCGACGCGACACAAUACUUCAGCAUAG
This is a messenger RNA of Penicillium digitatum Pd1, 5184 nucleotides long. RefSeq lists its product as uncharacterized. Gene Ontology annotation, biological process: telomere maintenance. The record is from RefSeq and is a predicted model, not a curated record. Lineage: Eukaryota; Fungi; Ascomycota; Eurotiomycetes; Eurotiales; Aspergillaceae. Gene Ontology annotation, cellular component: nucleus.